This is a messenger RNA of Ixodes scapularis (black-legged tick), 777 nucleotides long. RefSeq lists its product as uncharacterized. NCBI's taxonomy places the organism in Eukaryota, Metazoa, Arthropoda, Arachnida, Ixodida, Ixodidae. The record is from RefSeq and is a predicted model, not a curated record. Gene Ontology annotation, molecular function: catalytic activity.
AUGACAACAGAACUGCUGGGAACACCGCGAUCAGAGCCGCCCUUUAGACUGACGAAUAUUAAUGCGAGAAGCGUCGUAAACAAACCGGAAGAGCUUGAAAGUGUACUCCUGACUUACGACCCCGAUAUAAUAAUAAUUACUGGAACUUGGUUGAACAAAGAAAUACCGAAUAGUGAAGUUUUCAUAGAUGGGUUUAAUGUGUUUCGGCGAGAUCCUGGCUCUAGGGGAGGGGUCGCACUCCUCGUAAACGACAAUUUUGAGUGUCCAGUUAUCGAACAGAACUCUGAUUGUGACAUGAUCUGGGUGUCCGUCCGUUGGGGUUGUCACUCAAUGCUUAUAGGGGCACUGUACAGGUGCCCGCAAGCUGGUAUAGAAGUGCUCACAAAAUUAUCUGAAUUUUUAAUGUUCAGCCUAAUUAAUUUUUCACGUGUUAUACUGGCUGGAGAUUUCAACUUGCCAUAUAUUGACUGAGACAUGAUUCCUAUAGGAAGCUGCGCACACUCAAGCCUACUUGUAGAUAUUGCUUUUAGCAAUAACUUAAGCCAGGUAGUGAGAUGCCCCACGCGCGUGUCUAGUGUGCGUGAUUCAUUGCUAGAUCUUGUGUUCUUAUCAGAAGCCAUUGCCAGAAAUAUUAAUAUAUCAAAUGUAGAGGGCAUAUCUGACCAUGCAAUAGUUGUUUGUGAUUUAUCUUUCCGGCAAAAUACGAGGGGUACUAAAGAGCUGAAACGGUUCCGGGAUUUCACUAGGGCGGAUGAUGUUGGCAUCCUCGAUAUGUAG